AUCUCAUAAAUAAGUGUGACUCUUCUCUCUUCUCUGCUCUGCUUCACAAACAAUGAGCUCCAAUCUCCGAGUUCUCAUAAAGCUCAAUCUGGAUGUCCGAAUCUUCUGCUUUCCCUUCUCCUUCUUGCCACCACUUCAGUCUUCAUCUUCCUCCCACAAAUGGCUUUCGCUGCCACACCCAAGCUCAGCAUCGAUGAAGUGAAGGCAUUGAAGGAGAUAGGGAAGAAGCUGGGGAAGAAGGAGUGGGACUUUGGGGUAGAUCCCUGCAGCGGAAGAGGUAGAUGGAAUGUGUCAGAUGGUUGGAAAGGCUUUGCCAGCUCUGUCAUCUGUGAUUGCUCCUUCAAUAACAACUCAUCUUGUCAUGUUGUACGUAUAUUUUUGAAGGCUCAGAAUCUUUCUGGUAUUCUUCCACCAGAGUUUUCAAAGCUUCAGCAUCUCAAGAGAUUGGACCUUAGUCGUAACAUCUUGACUGGUUCUGUCCCUCAGCAAUGGGCUACCAUGCAGUUGGAUGAGCUCUCUCUUAUGGGGAACAAGUUAUCAGGUCCUUUUCCUAAAGUUCUCACCAAUAUCACAACCCUCAGAAACCUGAGUAUUGAAGGAAAUCAAUUUUCAGGCCCCAUUCCUCCAGAGAUUGGAAAGUUUGUCAACUUAGAAAAAAUCAUUCUGUCAUCAAAUGCAUUCACAGGAGAAUUGCCGGUGGGGCUUGCAAAGUUGACCAAGUUGAUUGAUUUGAGGAUUAGUGACAAUAUUUUCUCUGGGAUACCAGAUUUCAUUAGCAAAUUGACGUCGAUUGAAAAGCUGGGUUGCUCACUUGAGGGACCCAUCCCUUCCAGCAUUUCUGCCUUGAGAAGAUUGAGUGAUUUGAGGAUAACUGACCUGAAAGGUAGAGGCUCAUCUUUCCCAUCAUUGGGUCACAUGAAAUCAAUAAGGACCCUCAUACUGAGGAAAUGCUUGAUUAAAGGAGAGAUCCCCGAGUACAUUGGGAAAAUGAACAAACUGAAAGUCUUAGACUUGGGUUUCAAUGAGUUGACUGGAAGGAUACCUGCCUCUUUUGCCCAAUUCGAUAAAGCAGACUUCAUGUACCUCACUGGGAACAAACUAACAGGGACUAUACCUAGCUGGGUUCUUGGAAAAAGUACAAAUGUUGAUGUUUCUGACAAUAACUUUAGCUGGGAGAGCUCAAGUCCGGUUGAAUGUCCAAGAGGGACUGUAAAUUUAGUGGAGAGCUACUCUUUUUCUGUGGAUAAACAAAAAAAUGUUCACGCAUGCUUGAAAAAGGACUUUCCAUGCUCUGAUUCAGACAGCCAAUAUUACUCCUUGCACAUUAAUUGUGGUGGAAAGGAAGCAAAUAUCAAUGGUACUAUUUAUGAAAGGGACAAAGAACAAAGAGGCGCUUCAAUGUUUUACUCUGGUCGGAAUUGGGCUCUCAGAAGCACUGGGAACUUCAUGGACAAUGAUAUUGAAUCUGAUCCCUAUAUUGUGACCAACACAUCCAAACUUCUGAGUGCUUCUGCUCCCAGUUCAGAACUGUACACGACAGCUCGUUUGUCUCCCCUUUCUCUCACAUACUAUGGACUCUGUCUAAUGCAUGGAAACUACACUAUUAAGCUCCACUUUGCAGAGAUUAUGUUUAUCAACGGCAGAUCAUUUUACAGUCUUGGGAGGCGUGUAUUCAAUGUCUACAUCCAGGGGAAGUUGGUCCUAAAGGAUUUUAACAUUGAGAAAGAAGCUGGUGGGACUGGAAAGCCAAUUGUGAAGAUAUUCAACGCUACAGUCACAAAACAUACUUUGAAAAUUCACUUUUACUACGCUGGAAAGGGGACAACUGGCAUACCCACAAGAGGAAUUUAUGGACCUCUGAUAUCCGCCAUAUCAGUAGAUCCUAAUUUUACCCCUCCAUCACCGGGGAUUGGAAAGAGAACGUUUAUUAUAGUGGCAUUUGCCAUAUUAGCUGCUUUUCUGCUUCUUCUUCUGAUGCUCCUAGGUAUCAUGAGGUGGGAGGGCUGGCUAGGAGGCAAAGGCUCCGUGUAUAAAGUUAAAGUUAUAAGCUUUCUUUGCUGACUUUCAAAUUUGCACUUCCUCCCAGAGCUCAGAGGUAUAGAUCUGCAGACAGGAUUAUCAUUAAGACAAAUCAAAACAGCAACCAAAAACUUCGGUGCUGCUAACAAAAUUGGAGAAGGCGGCUUUGGUUCUGUUUUCAAGGGUCUACUAUCCGAUGGCACUGUGAUUGCAGUGAAGCAACUUUCCUCAAAAUCUAAGCAAGGAAACCGUGAGUUUGUGAAUGAGAGAGGAAUGAUAUCUGGACUUCAACAUCCCAAUCUUGUAAAGCUUUAUGGAUGUUGUGCGGAAGGGAACCAGUUGAUACUGAUAUAUGAGUACAUGGAAAACAACUGUUUAUCACGUGCACUUUUUGGAAAAGACCUGGCCUGCAAAGCAAAACUGGACUGGACGACCAGGAAGAAAAUUUGCCUUGGUAUAGCUAGAGCUUUGGCUUAUCUGCAUGAAGAGUCCAGAAUAAAAAUCAUACAUAGGGAUAUAAAGACUAGUAAUGUGUUGCUAGAUAAAGAUUUUAGUGCUAAGGUUUCAGAUUUUGGUUUGGCAAAACUUAAUGAAGAUGAUAAUACCCAUAUCAGCACUCGAGUCGCAGGAACCAUUGGUUACAUGGCUCCUGAAUAUGCAAUGCGUGGCUAUUUAACUAACAAAGCAGAUGUUUAUAGUUUUGGGGUUGUUAUAUUGGAAACUAUUAGUGGAAAGAGCAAUACAAAUUACAGACCAAAUGAAGAAUUCGUUUACCUUCUUGAUUGGGCAUAUGUUUUGCAAGAGAGAGGAAAUCUACUGGAGCUGAUUGAUCCAGACUUGGGAUCAGACUAUUCAACUGAGGAGGCCAUGGUUAUGCUAAAUGUGGCUCUCUUGUGUACCAAUGCAUCCCCCACACUUAGGCCAAAAAUGUCCCAAGUUGUGAGCAUGCUUGAAGGCCAAACAGAUAUUCAGGAUUUGCUUUCUGACCCUGGAUACUCUGCAAGUAGUUCCAAGCACAGGUCCAUACGAAAUCAUUUCUGGCAGAACCCAGAUACUGAUUCCUCUAGUUCAUAUCUUGGGACUGAGGAAAGCUACCGUCUUGUACAAGUUAACUCAUAUAUCAGGUAAGUGAGAGAGUCCUACAAUUUCGUUUACAUAGUAACCAGUGUGAUCCUUGAUGUGAUUUUGUUAUAUUUUUGUAACCAUCUAAUCCUCCCCCAAAGAAAACGGAGGAUAUUAGAAAUGUGUAAGUUUUUCUAAACAAUGCCACAGCAUGGCAUAGGAUUGUUCUAAGUCAGUUACAUAUUCUAUUAACAAACAAGUGAAUGUUGACCAUAAAAAAUUGUAACUUUAAUAUGGUGUAACUUUCUUUGAAUAAAUAGCAUAUUUUAUAGUUA
This is a messenger RNA of Prosopis cineraria, 3416 nucleotides long. Its product is annotated as probable LRR receptor-like serine/threonine-protein kinase At1g07650. The record is from RefSeq and is a predicted model, not a curated record. Gene Ontology annotation, molecular function: ATP binding; protein kinase activity; protein binding. Gene Ontology annotation, biological process: protein phosphorylation. Lineage: Eukaryota; Viridiplantae; Streptophyta; Magnoliopsida; Fabales; Fabaceae.